UCCUCCCGGUACCCCGCUGGCUAGUAGUGGCGGUCACCGGCGUAAUGGGGACCGCCUCGUCGCUCGUGAGCCCCGCGGGCGGGGAGGUGAUCGAGGACACUUAUGGGGCGGGCGGCGGCGAGGCCUGCGAGAUUCCGGUAGAGGUGAAGCCCAAGGCCCGCCUGCUGCGCAGCUCGUUCCGCCGUGGCGCGGCAGCAGCGGCGGCGGGGGCAGGGCCCGGGUCGCUGCCCCGCGGGGCGGGGGGCGGCGGGCUGCUGGGGGCUAGCUUUAAGUCUACCGGCUCGUCGGUGCCCGAGCUGGAAUACGCAGCGGCUGAGUACGAGAGGCUGAAGAAGGAAUACGAGAUCUUCCGGGUCAGCAAGAAUCAAGAGUUGUUGUCCAUGGGCCGCCGCGAGGCCAAGCUGGACACGGAGAACAAGCGCCUGCGGGCCGAGCUGCAGGCCCUUCAAAAAACUUACCAAAAAAUACUUCGGGAAAAGGAAAGUGCUUUAGAAGCAAAAUACCAAGCGAUGGAGAGGGCAGCAACAUUUGAACAUGACAGAGACAAAGUGAAAAGGCAAUUCAAGAUUUUUAGGGAGACCAAGGAAAAUGAAAUUCAGGACUUACUGAGAGCUAAGCGAGAGUUGGAAAGCAAACUUCAGAGGCUCCAGGCUCAGGGGAUCCAAGUAUUUGAUCCUGGAGAAUCUGAUUCAGAUGACAACUGUACAGAUGUUACUGCUGCUGGAACCCAGUGUGAAUAUUGGACUGCAGGAGCCUUGGGAAGUGAACCUUCCAUAGGGAGUAUGAUCCAGCUUCAGCAGUCCUUCAGGGGCCCUGAGUUUGCCCAUAGUUCCAUAGAUGUGGAGGGACCCUUUGCAAAUGUCAACAGAGAUGACUGGGAUAUUGCUGUAGCUAGUUUAUUACAAGUUACUCCCUUGUUUUCACACUCUCUCUGGAGUAACGCUGUCAGAUGUUACCUCAUUUAUACAGAUGAAACCCAGCCUGAAAUGGAUCUUUUCCUUAAGGACUAUUCACCUAAACUUAAAAGAAUGUGUGAGACAAUGGGAUAUUUUUUCCAUGCUAUAUAUUUUCCAAUAGAUAUUGAAAAUCAAUACCUUGCUAUAAGAAAAUGGGAAAUUGAGAAGAGUUCAUUAGUUAUUUUAUUUAUUCAUUUAACUUUACCAAGCCUUUUACUGGAAGACUGUGAAGAAGCUUUUCUGAAAAACCCUGAAGGCAAACCACGAUUAAUUUAUCAUCGCUUGGAGGAUGGGAAAGUCAGUUCCGACUCCGUCCAGCAAUUGAUUGAUCAAGUUUCUAACCUGAACAAGACCAACAAAGCCAAGAUCAUUGAUCACUCUGGAGAUCCUACAGAAGGAGUAUAUAAAACUUAUAUUUAUGUGGAAAAGAUUAUUAAACAGGACAUCCUGGGCUUUGAGAACACAGACCCAGAGACUAAGGAUUUGGGCAGUGAAGAUUCUGUUCCAGAAGAAGAUGAUUUUGGUGAUGUUCUUUGGGACAUACAUGAUGAACAAGAGCAAAUGGAAACUUUCCAACAGGCUACAAAUUCAGCCCAUGAGCUGGGAUUCGAGAAAUAUUACCAGCGCCUUAACGAUCUAGUGGCGGCACCAGCACCAAUUCCACCCCUUCUUGUAUCUGGAGGACCAGGUUCCGGAAAGUCCCUUCUCUUAUCAAAGUGGAUUCAGUUACAACAGAAGAAUUCCCCUAACACGCUAAUUCUUUCUCAUUUUGUGGGAAGGCCCAUGUCAACCAGCUCUGAGUCCUCCUUGAUUAUUAAACGACUAACUCUAAAGUUGAUGCAACACUCUUGGUCAGUAUCUGCUCUAACACUGGAUCCAGCUAAGCUUCUGGAAGAAUUUCCACGCUGGCUGGAAAAACUCUCUGCCCGUCAUCAAGGCAGCAUCAUCAUCAUUAUUGAUUCCAUAGAUCAAGUUCAGCAAGUUGAAAAACACAUGAAAUGGCUGAUCGAUCCACUGCCAGUGAAUGUAAGAGUAAUUGUUUCUGUGAAUGUAGAGACAUGCCCUCCAGCCUGGAGGUUAUGGCCUACACUUCAUCUUGAUCCUUUAAAUCCAAAAGAUGCAAAAUCUCUUAUAAUUGCAGAAUGCCACUCUGUGGACAUUAAAUUGAGUAAAGAGCAGGAGAAGAAGUUAGAACGACACUGUCGUUCUGCUACGACCUGCAAUGCCCUUUAUGUCACCGUUUUCGGCAAAGUGAUCGCAUGUGCUGGAAGAGCAGGCAAUUUAGAUAAAAUCCUUCAUCAGUGUUUCCAGUGUCAAGAUACUAUUUCAUUAUAUAGACUUGCUCUGCGAUCUUUCCAGGAGUCCAUGGCAAAUGAUAUGGAUAAAGAACUAAUGAAACAGAUUCUCUGCCUCAUAAAUGUUAGUCACAAUGGCGUGAGUGAAUCAGAACUGAUGGAACUCCACCCUGAGCUUUCCUGGGCUCUCUUGACCUCCCUAAUUCACAGUUUACACAAAAUGUGCUUAUUGACUUAUGGUUGUGGCUUGCUCAAGUUUCAACAUCUACAGGCUUGGGAAACAGUAAGACUGGAAUACAUGGACGAUCCAGCCAUUAUUUCUUCAUGUAGGCAAAAGCUAAUCAACUAUUUCACCAUGCAGCUAAGUCAGGACCGAGUGACUUGGAGAAGUGCAGAUGAGCUCCCUUGGCUUUUUCAGCAGCAGGGAAGUAAACAGAAGUUGCAUGAUUGCCUUCUCAAUCUCUUUGUGUCUCAAAAUCUUUAUAAAAGAGGACACUUUGCCGAGUUGCUGAGUUACUGGCAGUUUGUUGGCAGAGACAAAAGCGCAAUGGCAGCAGAAUACUUUGAUUCAUUGAAGCAGUAUGAGAAAAACUGUGAAGGCGAGGAGAACAUGAUUUGCUUGGCUGAUCUUUAUGAAACCCUGGGGCGAUUUCUCAAGGAUCUAGGCCUCCUCAGUCAGGCUGUGGUGCCUUUGCAGAGGUCUCUAGAAAUUCGAGAAACAGCUUUAGAUCCAGAUCACCCAAGAGUAGCUCAGUCCCUCCACCAACUAGCAAGUGUGUACGUGCAGUGGAAGAAGUUUGGCAAUGCGGAACAGCUGUAUAAACAGGCCUUAGAAAUCUCCGAAAAUGCUUAUGGUGUGGAACAUCCCCAUAUUGCUCGUGAACUUGAGGCACUGGCAACUUUGUACCAGAAACAAAAUAAAAAUUAUGCUACAUUUAAGGGCCCAAAAAAGCUUUACACUAGGUAUGAACAAGCUGAACAUUUUAGGAAAAAAUCCUUUAAAAUUCGUCAGAAGGCUACAAGGAGAAAAGGCAACUUGUAUGGAUUUGCCCUCUUACGUAGACGAGCCCUGCAGUUAGAAGAGCUCACGUUAGGAAAGGACACACCUGACAAUGCCCGGACCCUCAAUGAGCUGGGCGUUCUCUACUACCUUCAGAAUAACCUGGAAACAGCUGACCAGUUUCUGAAGCGGUCCUUAGAAAUGAGAGAGCGAGUCCUAGGACCAGAUCACCCCGACUGUGCCCAGUCUUUAAAUAAUCUGGCAGCUCUAUGCAAUGAAAAGAAACAGUAUGAUAAAGCAGAAGAACUUUAUGAAAGAGCUUUAGACAUUCGGAGACGAGCACUAGCUCCUGAUCACCCUUCUUUGGCCUAUACAGUGAAGCAUCUUGCAAUCUUGUAUAAGAAAAUGGGGAAACUUGACAAGGCUGUACCUUUGUAUGAGCUGGCUGUUGAAAUUCGGCAGAAAUCCUUUGGCCCAAAGCACCCCAGUGUAGCUACUGCCCUGGUGAACUUAGCUGUUCUCUAUAGCCAAAUGAAAAAACACAUCGAAGCCUUGCCAUUAUAUGAAAGAGCAUUAAAGAUUUAUGAAGACAGCCUGGGUCGGAUGCAUCCUCGAGUUGGAGAAACAUUAAAAAAUUUAGCCGUGCUUAGCUAUGAAGAAGGGGAUUUUGAAAAAGCUGCUGAAUUAUACAAAAGGGCGAUGGAAAUAAAAGAAGCAGAAACGUCACUUUUGGGUGGAAAAGCUCCUUCCCGACACUCCUCAAGUGGAGACACAUUUAGCUUAAAAACAACCCAUUCUCCUAAUGUUUUCCUUCAAGGACAGAGAACCCUAAAAUGACGCAACUGAUCAUGAAGAGUGGUUGUUCUCUGUUCAACAAGACCUGGCAUAGCUAUGAAAACAAGUUCAAUUCUAUAAUUCUUCCAUCUCUCAAGAGCUAUGUUGGCCUCACCAUUCCUGGUUGUGCUUUUCAACGGUAGUCUGGCCCAAAUCUCUACCUCAAAGAAAAGUUUCAAGGAAUAAAGGGAUAAUGUUUAUGAAAGGUUUGAAUUGUUUUCUGUGAAAUGAACUAGUAACAGUUGUCUCUGCUACAUUUUUAAAAAUUCUACCUUUUCCAUGAGCAGACUGGGCUAAGCCCUCUGCUUUCCACUCUCUCUACAUUGUUCUGCUGUGUUAUAUGUAUCUGCAUAAUCUGAAGUUAUUAAUGCAAUAAGUCAAGCUCUUAGCAUUCUUUGACCUUCCCCAAAAUAGGGACAUGACAGUCUCCUCUCCUUUCUUAAAUGCCCUAAAUCUCUUCAUUUAUCUCAAAUUCAGAUUAGUUUAUUUUAUAUGAAAAUGAAAUGUUUUACAAAUAUUGCCACUUUUGGUUUUGCACCCUUUAUGUAUUUAUAUGUAAUAAAAUCUUCAAUUCUAAUACCUGUAAGAUUCCAACAUAUUAAUUAUAAAGGUGAAAGAUAAAAUAA
Messenger RNA from Lontra canadensis (Northern American river otter), 4711 nucleotides. It is a transcript of the gene NPHP3, whose product is annotated as nephrocystin 3. The record is from RefSeq and is a predicted model, not a curated record. Gene Ontology annotation, molecular function: protein binding. The transcript is spliced from 29 exons. Gene Ontology annotation, biological process: convergent extension; determination of left/right symmetry; kidney development. Bases 45 to 4088 code for a protein of 1347 amino acids. Lineage: Eukaryota; Metazoa; Chordata; Mammalia; Carnivora; Mustelidae.